CAGUUUUCAACCCAGCACUUUCACUAAUGACCUGCUUCUUGCCGGCAAUGAAAAAACGGCCAUGCAGGAUUUGAACACCCGUUUGGCUUCGUAUCUGGAAAAGGUGCACUCCUUAGAAAAUGCUAACUCUCACCUUGAAAAGCAGAUCCAACAAUGGUAUGAGAAAAGCUCCCCUGUCACUCGACAAGACUACCGUGAACAUUACAAAAUUAUUGAGGAUCUCAAAAACAAGAUUAUAACUGCACGACUAGAUAAUACACAGAUCAUCCUGCAGAUUGACAACACCAAGCUGGCUGCUGAUGAUUUCAGAGUGAAGUAUGAGAAUGAGCUGGGGCUCCGGCAAAAUGUGGAAAAUGACAUAGGAGGGCUAAUGAAACUAAUCGAUGACCUCACACUGGUAAAGUCUGAUCUGGAGCAUGAGCUGGAAGGUCUGAAGGAAGAACUAGCCUAUCUCAAGAAGAAUCAUGAAGAGGAAACAGACCGACUGCGCAGGCAACUGGGUGGGACUGUCAGUGUGGAGCUGGAUGCAGCUCCAAGCAUUGACCUAGGACAGAUGAUGGAUAAUAUGCGCCAACAAUAUGAAGCCAUCGCAGAAAAGCAUCGUCAAGAGGUUAAGGACCAGUUUGAUAAACAGGUUGAAGAAUGGAAAGUAGAAGUGUCCACUACUGCUACCCAAAUUGACAGCCAGAGAACUGAGAUCACAGAACGAAGACGUGUACUCCAGGACUUGGAGCUUGAGCUCCAGUCACAACUUAACUUGAAAACGGAUAGGGAGAACUCUCUGGCAGAGACUGAAGCACGUUAUAGAGCAAUGUUGGCUCAAAUCCAGGCUAAUCUUGUGAAUUUGGAGGAACAACUGAUGCAACUGCGAAGUGACAUGGAGCAGCAGAGUCAUGAAUACAACAGCCUCUUGGACAUAAAGGUCAAACUAGAGGCAGAGAUUGCCACUUAUCGUCGCCUGCUGGAAGGGGAAGAUAGCAGGACUAUUCUUUCAGAACUGGAGAUAGCUAGAAAAGAAGAAGCUGAACGAGAAAAAAAUAAAGUUCUGAGGAUCAAGACUGUCGUUGAAGAGAUGGUUGAUGGGAAAGUAGUCUCGUCCAAAAUCAAUGAGAGAGAAGAGAAGAUGAAUUGAAUGUUAUUAUUAAAUUUGUGUUCUUAAUCACACAAAGAACCCAAUUUCAAAAUCA
Molecule: messenger RNA, 1187 nt
Organism: Hemicordylus capensis (graceful crag lizard)
Lineage: Eukaryota; Metazoa; Chordata; Lepidosauria; Squamata; Cordylidae
Product: keratin, type I cytoskeletal 42-like
Exons: 8
Coding region: 62-1132 (356 amino acids)
Molecular function (GO): structural molecule activity
Source: RefSeq, a predicted model, not a curated record